Molecule: messenger RNA, 1668 nt
Organism: Micropterus salmoides (largemouth bass)
Lineage: Eukaryota; Metazoa; Chordata; Actinopteri; Centrarchiformes; Centrarchidae
Product: C-type lectin domain family 4 member G-like
Exons: 7
Coding region: 32-1276 (414 amino acids)
Source: RefSeq, a predicted model, not a curated record
AAAAAAAGGAAACAAGCAGUUCCCCAAGACGAUGCUCUGUGGUUUAACAACUGUGGUUAUUCUGUCUACAAGUCAGAUAGAACUCAACAGAAGGACUGUAGCGAUGGCGGAGGAGGAGGUCAGCUACGCUUCAGUUGUAUUCAAAACUAACAAGCGUUCCCCACCUGAAGCUAAUAAGGAGGAGGAAACUGUGUACAGUGAUGUGAAGGUGCGAAGCAAAACAACCGAAAAGACUGCUGACACAAACAUCUCAGCAGGACUUUUGCCAGACAAGAAAACAAACAGCAGAGGUCGCUGCUAUCAGCAGGUGGCUUGUUGUUUGGGGAUUCUUUGUGUCAUUUUGCUGUUGGGCAUCAUAGCAGUCUGUGUCUACAUUGUUACAUUUAUCCAUGAAAGUGAACCGAAUCAGCUGAAAGAAAACCAAACGAUUCUACUGGCUCUCAAUGGAAACCUGACAAACCAGAACAACAAACUCAGCUCAGAAAAUGAAAAGCUGAGGAGGGAACACAACAAUCUGACAGUCCAGUUGGAGAACCUGACACAAGCCUAUACUGUCUUAAAAAGCAACAUCACAAACCUGUCUGCAGAAAACCAGAACCUGACAUCACAAAACACCAAGCUGUCUGCAGAAAACCAGAACCUGACAUCACAAAACACCAAGCUGUCUGCAGAAAACCAGAACCUGACAUCACAAAACACCAAGCUGUCUGCAGAAAACCAGAACCUGACAUCACAAAACACCAAGCAGUUGGAGACAGAGAGGAACAACUUAACAGAACAGAUACGGAACAUGGAGACAAAGUGGAAUGAGCUCAACGUCAGUCGAGCUCAGUGGAGCAUUGAUGCCUACUGCCCAAAACCACAAAACCAAAACAGAACGUGUAAAGCUUGUCAGGAUGGUUGGACACUCUCAGAAUCCAGCUGCUAUGCGAUUAAUAACCCUGAUGUUCCUGGUCAGAAAACCUGGGAAGAAGCUCGAGAAAACUGCAGAGGAAAGAUUUCAGAUCUGGUUGUUAAACUUGAUCAAAAGGAGAAGGAAUAUGUCAACUUUAACUGGGGCAGUUAUGGCUACUGGAUUGGCCAGAGAGCUGAAGCUGGAAAUUGGACGUGGAUCAAUGGAACUUUUCUAAAGACUCAAGACUACUUGACAGGACCACCUUCUGGUGAAGCUCAUUGUGUGAUUUCUGUCGGAGGGACACCUUCCAAGAGCUGGAAAGCUGUGAAGUGUGAUGAGAAACAUCGAUGGAUCUGUGAGAAGAAAGCUUUAUCUGUUUAAGAUCUGUAAUCAGAACUGAAGAGAUUACUGGAUAGUCUGCACAGAUGAAUGACGCGUACAAUAACAUCAGCUGGCUUGUAAAAAAGAAAAUGUGUAAAAUUCUACUUAAGAAUUUGCUGGAUUUAGCCAGCACAAAAAAGACAGAUCUUUGUGUGUGUAUAUAUGUAAUACAGUUUUGUAUUACUGAUCAGUUUUUAGAAAACUACAGUGUCAACAGGGGGCGCUAAAGUGCUAAUAACAUCAAAUAUGGAUUUCUUUUACUUUGAUAGAGCCAAAUGUAGAGGUGUAUGUGCAUGUAGAGGUGACAGGUUUGAUGUUCUCUAUCUGCCUUAUAUGUUUCUAUCUUAAAGCAGCUAGUGAAUAAAUAUGUUACGCUGUGACAUGUUUAAGAA